Alligator sinensis (Chinese alligator) is the source of this 1063-nucleotide messenger RNA. RefSeq names its product CMRF35-like molecule 2. Lineage: Eukaryota; Metazoa; Chordata; Crocodylia; Alligatoridae. The coding region runs from base 62 to 955 and encodes 297 amino acids. The transcript has 7 exons. Gene Ontology annotation, molecular function: transmembrane signaling receptor activity. Gene Ontology annotation, cellular component: plasma membrane. The record is from RefSeq and is a predicted model, not a curated record.
CACAGAGAAUGCGGGGUUUUGGAAACACAGCUGUAAUCUGCAGCCCGAGAAACAAAGCAGGAUGGUGAGGAUUUUCCUUGUGUGGGUGUGGAUUCUUUUCCCAGGCUGUUGGGCUCUGACUGGACCUUGGAAGGUGAACGGGACCGUGGGUGGAUCAGUUCUUGUGUCUUGUCAGUACAGCAAAGAUUAUCGAAGUUACAAGAAGUACUGGUGCAGGGGAGACAACUGGAGCCAAUGCUCUGUGGACGUUCAGACUACAGGGUCCGAGGAGGAAGUAAGACAGGAGAGACUCUCCAUCAGAGACAAUCAUACUCUGUGCAUAUUCACAGUGACCAUGAAGGACCUUCAAGAGGAGGAUGAUGACACUUACUGGUGUGGAAUAGAGACAUUUGGAAUUGAUCUCAUGAUCCUUGUUCGAGUGUUCAUUCUCCCAGCUGUCCCCACUUCCCCACCCCCCGACAUCGCCACCUCAACAACAUCAGGAAAGGAAGAGACAACAGAUGUUGAUGUUUCCACCAUUCCAGACUUCACAUGGGCCAUGGGAGAGGCCGUUAAUGCAAGUACCAUAGACCCAGUCCUUCACAUCAUGACACCAUCCAUCCUGCUGGUUCUCCUUGUGAUCAUCCUCAUUGUGGUAGGACUUGUAAGAGUAUCGUGGAAGAAGAAAAAAGAUCUUAAGAAAACAUUGCAACCACAGAACAAGAACUUCUAUCUCUGUAAAUUGAAGCAUGAAGCUGAUCCUGCCCAGUCGGACAUGUACGUGAACAUGCCGCCUACAUCUAGCCUGUCCCUUCCUGAGAAUGACUACGAAAACUUGCAAGGGAUGAGUCAGGCUUCACCUUCCACAGCAAAGCAUCCGCCCGCCCAUCAAGAGGCCAUCUAUACCAACAUGUGCCCAGGCACAGCCAGGCUGAACCCUCGCCAUCAGCAAGCAAAGCGUGGGAGGAAAAAGUGACUGGCCCAUACUCUUCUCACCAAUGGGAGAUGUAGCAGCUUAUUCAGAUUUUCCCACUUCAAACCUAGCACUGAGUCAAGUUAUUCAUUCCUGUCUGAGGUUUGAGGG